Messenger RNA from Cygnus olor (mute swan), 623 nucleotides. Its product is annotated as olfactory receptor 14J1-like. Gene Ontology annotation, cellular component: membrane. Lineage: Eukaryota; Metazoa; Chordata; Aves; Anseriformes; Anatidae. The record is from RefSeq and is a predicted model, not a curated record. Gene Ontology annotation, biological process: G protein-coupled receptor signaling pathway. The transcript has 3 exons. Bases 78 to 623 code for a protein of 181 amino acids. Gene Ontology annotation, molecular function: olfactory receptor activity.
UUUCCUAUGCAGGACGUGCUGCAUAGGUUUUUCUGUUUGUCUUCUUGAUAUCAGCAGAAUAUUCUCUUCUCACCAUUAUGUUCUACGACUGCUACGUUGCCAUCUGCAAGCCCCUGCACUACGGGAGCCUCCUGGGCAGCAGAGCUUGUGCCCAGAUGGCAGCAGCUGCAUGGGGCAGUGGGGUUCUCCAUGCUCUGCUGCACACUGCCAAUACAUUUUCCCUGCCCCUCUGCCAAGGCAAUGCUGUGGACCAGUUCUUCUGUGAAAUCCCCCAGAUCCUCAAGCUCUCCUGCUCACACUCCUACCUCAGGGAAGCUGGACUUCUCAUAGUUCGUUCCUUGUUGGUGUUGGGGUGUUUUGUAUUCAUCAUACUGUCUUAUGUGCAGAUCUUUAGGGUUGUGCUGAAGAUCCCCUCUGAGCGGGGAUGGAACAAAGUCUUUUCCAUGUGCCUCUCUCACCUGGCUGUAGUCUCCCUGUUUAUCAGCGCUGGCAGAUUUGCCUACCUGAAGCCCCCCUCCCUCUCCUCCCUAUCCCUGGAUCUGGUGGUGGCUGUUCUAUACUCAGUGGUGCCUCCAGCACUGGUGCCAAUAACGUGGCCAAGUGGUGUGGUGGUUUCACAAUGA